AUGGAGUCAUCCCUGGCCUGGACAGGUCUGAUGGCUCUGCUGAUCCCAUGGGGCUCUGUAGAGAAACUGGUCUGUUACUUCACCAACUGGGCCCAGUACAGACUAGGAGCUGCUCACUUCAUGCCCAAGGAUGUGGACCCCCAUCUGUGCACCCACUGUCUCUAUGCCUUUGCAGGCAUGAACAGCCACCAGCUCAGCUCCAUCAAGUGGGAUGAUCAGCACCUCUACCAGGAGUUCAAUGGCCUGAAGCAGAUGGGUCCCAAGCUGAAGAUGCUGCUGGCCAUUGGGGGCUGGAACUUCAGCACUCAAAAGUUGACAGACGUGGUGGCCACAGUCCACAGCCGUCAGACCUUGGUCACCUCAGCCAUCACGUUUCUGUGCAAAUAUGACUUUGAUGGCCUUGACCUUGACUGGGAGUAUCUGGGAAGCUGGGGGAGCCCUCCCUCAGACAGGCAGCACUUUGCUGACAUGGUGCAGAAUCUGGCCAAGGCCUUCCAGCAGGAAGCCCAGAUCUCAGGGAAGGAACCUCUCCUCUUGAGUGCAGCUGUCCCGGCAGGGCGACAGUACAUAGAUGCUGCUGGAUAUGAGGUGGACAAAAUUGCUCAGAGCCUGCAUUCCAUCAGUCUUAUGACCUAUGGCCUCCAUGGCUCUUGGGAGAGGACCACAGGACAUCCCAGCACCCUCUACAAAAGGCAGGGAGAGAGCAGGGCUGCAACUGAGCUCCAUGUGGACUAUGCCAUGCAGCAGUGGCUGCAGAAGGGGACCCCAGCCAACAAACAGAUACUUGGCAUGCCCACCUACUGAUGACCCUUCACCCUGGCAUCCACAUCAGACACUGGAGUGGGGGCCCUAGCCACAGGGCCUGGAGCCCCUGGCACCUUCACCAGAGCGGCAGGGUUGCUGGCUUACUAUGAGGUGUGCUCCUUAGGGGCUGCUGAGUGCAGAAUCCAGGACCAGAAGGUGCCCUAUGCCUUCCACAGGGACCAGUGAGUGGGUUUUGAUGAUGUGGAGAGAUUCAAAACCAAGGCUGGCUAUCUGAAGCAGAAGGGACUGGGCAGGGCCAUGGUCUGGGCACUGGACGUGGACGACUUCACUGGCUCCUUCUGUGGCCAGGGUGGGUACCCCCUCAAGACACUGCAGAUGGAGCUAAGUCUUCCACAUAUGCUAGGACCCCCACAGCCUGAGGUUCCCACAUAAAACCAGCCCUCUGAAGCUGAGCAUGGCCCUAGCCUUGGACAAGACACUUUCUGCCAGGGAAAAGCUGAUGGACUCUACCCCAACCCUCUGGACCAGUCCAGCUACUACAGCUGUGCAGGGGGGUGGCUGUUCCAACAAAGCUGCCCAAAGAAUUUGGUGUUCAGCUCUUCCUGCAAAUGAUGCACCUGGAGUUGA
Molecule: messenger RNA, 1392 nt
Organism: Phyllostomus discolor (pale spear-nosed bat)
Lineage: Eukaryota; Metazoa; Chordata; Mammalia; Chiroptera; Phyllostomidae
Gene: CHIT1
Product: chitinase 1
Biological process (GO): carbohydrate metabolic process; chitin catabolic process
Cellular component (GO): extracellular region
Molecular function (GO): chitinase activity; chitin binding
Source: RefSeq, a predicted model, not a curated record